AUUUCCGCAGCCUGUUUAAACUUUAAAUAUUCAUCCAUUUUCGUUGCGCUUUUAUCCCCACUAUAAACACCCGCCCCACACCAAUCAGCACCACCACUCAAACAAUCCAAAGGUAUGAACACCAAAUCUUUUCUUUACGGGAUCCAAUCGCUCUCAGUUUCAUCCAGUAAGCCGCUGAUUUCAUCACUCCCACCUCAUAUUUCUUUCAAAUUCAACAAUACCCAUGUCAAAAUAUCUCAGAUUUCGAUUCGAACACCACGUAUAACAACCAAAGUCUCCGCCUCCGCCUCCGCCUCCACCGCUGCAAACGGCUAUUGCAUACCGGCCCAGGUGAAGGAGACAUUAUAUGAUCUACUUGGUAUAUCGGAGAACGGGACACUCUCCGAGAUCAAACAAGCUUACAAGCAACUGGCGCUAAAGUACCAUCCGGACGUAUCGCCGCCGGAAAGGAUGGAGGAGUACACUGUAAGGUUUAUAAGGGUACAGGAAGCUUACGAGACCUUAUCCGAUCCGGAAGCUAGAUCCAUGUAUGAUAGUUGUAUGGCGAAGGGCUUACACCUGGCCUUUUCAGGUAAGAGUGGAACCCGAUUUGAAUCGAGAUCCGAUGAUAAAAGCCGGUGGAAGGAGACGUGGAAGGUGCAGUUAUCGGAGCUGAGGCGGCGGAGCAGGGUGAGUUCGAGCAGAGUGGAUUCCGCGACGGGGAUGUCGUGGGCAGCUCGGAUCCGGAGUCAAGGGAGCAAACCGUCGGCUAACGGGGCGGAUCAAGCCCAAUAAAAUCCUUCUUUGCCUUAUGGCCUUUUUAAUUUUUGUAACUUUGUUACCUUAGGAUGUAAAUAUACUUUUAAGUGUUCAGAACUUGUUAAAUAGAUUGAUAAAUAAAUUAUUUAAAAGUGUA
Messenger RNA from Lactuca sativa (garden lettuce), 895 nucleotides. Its product is annotated as chaperone protein dnaJ 20, chloroplastic. The record is from RefSeq and is a predicted model, not a curated record. Gene Ontology annotation, cellular component: chloroplast. NCBI's taxonomy places the organism in Eukaryota, Viridiplantae, Streptophyta, Magnoliopsida, Asterales, Asteraceae.